CGGUGCCAAGCUAAGACAAUAUUUUAGAAAGUAGGCCGUACGAUAAAAGUGGAUAAAAUGUCUGUUGUAAUGGAUGAAAGCAAUGACAGUGUUUUACAAGAAUAUGAUGACUAUGAACCUUGUGUUUGUAUUGUGUGCUUUCAAGAGUUUGAUCAUUAUGAUGAAUUGGAAGAGCAUUGUCAAACUCAUAAUGGAGGCAAGCCUCCGUGUUGUGAAAUAUGCAAUCAGAGUUUUUUAAAUGAGACAGAUCUCAGUGAGCAUCAAAUUAUCCAUUUCCCAGAUAAACCUAUAAUUUGCGAUAUUUGUGGCAAGCCGUUUAAAAGCAGAAACAGCUUUAGAGAGCAUUACGCUACUCAUACAGCUGAAAGGCGUCAUGUGUGUGAAGUUUGUAACAAAAGUUUCUCUCAUAUGAAGACCUUAAAAAAUCAUGUGAUCACUCACACUGGAGAAAAGCCUUUUGUCUGCAAUAUAUGCAAUAAAAGUUUCACUCAGAGGACUAACCUGAAACGACACUAUCUCAUUCAUGCAGCAGAUCAGCCACAUAUGUGCAAUAUUUGCAACGAAAUCUUCCCCGAUCCAGACUCUUUAAAAGAACAUUACUUGUCGCAUACUGGCGAUAAGCCAGUUUGUGAUGUUUGCAACAAGCAAUUUGCGGAUGUAAGCUGUCUCAACAAGCACUACCGUGUGCAUUCAAGCGAAAAACCCCACAAUUGCAACGUGUGCAACAAAGGUUUUGUGUUAAAACAACAUUUGAGAUUGCACUAUCUUACCCACACUGGGGAAAAGCCUUUCAUGUGUAACAUUUGCUAUAAAGGCUUUGCCAGCAAUAAUGGGCUAAAAUCUCAUCGCCAGAUGCACAUGGAUGAAAAACCUUAUGAAUGUGACGUAUGCAAAAAGAAAUUUCGUGACAAGAAAUAUUUCCGAAAACAUUAUCGUAUGCAUGGCAUAGAACCUUCAUGA
Messenger RNA from Uloborus diversus, 960 nucleotides. RefSeq names its product zinc finger protein 239-like. Gene Ontology annotation, biological process: regulation of transcription by RNA polymerase II. The transcript has a single exon. The record is from RefSeq and is a predicted model, not a curated record. Gene Ontology annotation, cellular component: nucleus. Lineage: Eukaryota; Metazoa; Arthropoda; Arachnida; Araneae; Uloboridae. The coding region runs from base 58 to 960 and encodes 300 amino acids. Gene Ontology annotation, molecular function: DNA-binding transcription factor activity, RNA polymerase II-specific; RNA polymerase II cis-regulatory region sequence-specific DNA binding.